This is a messenger RNA of Colletotrichum paranaense, 915 nucleotides long. RefSeq lists its product as uncharacterized. Lineage: Eukaryota; Fungi; Ascomycota; Sordariomycetes; Glomerellales; Glomerellaceae. The record is from RefSeq and is a predicted model, not a curated record. The transcript is spliced from 2 exons. The coding region runs from base 1 to 915 and encodes 304 amino acids.
AUGGUUCAAUCAGACAAAAUCCCUUUCUCGGAAGUCUUUCCAUGGGCCACCUUCCGCCGACAGGCAAAGGCGGACCUUGCACCACCUACGACGAGCUUCGAAGGAAAGACAGUCCUCCUAGUUGGCGCCACCGGCGCAAUCCUUUCAGAAGCGGCCCGCAUUAUUACCAGCCUCAGUGUCUCAACUCUCAUUUUGGCAGUCCGAAAUGUCGCAAAGGGCGAAUCCUUGGCUGAUGAAAUGAGGAAAGUCGAAGAGGGCUCUCGCCAACAGCCAAAAAUCACGGUGAUGGAAGUAGACCUCUUAUCCUUUGAUAGUGUUCAGACUUUUGCGGCCAGAAUCAACGAUUUACAGAACCGUAUCGAUGUGGUGGUCAUGGGUUCUGCUAUCAUGAAUGAUGAGACCAGAGUGACGGCAGAUGGCUGGGAAGAGACACUGCAACUGAUUCAUGUUUCAUCGGCGCUCCUGAUUUUACUCCUCUUUCCCAAAAUGCUAGCCGAUGGAGAAACUCAACCAGUGGUGCUCUGCAGUCUCACCAGCGCAGCAAUCCGCUCCGCAGCCCCGAUGGUCGAGCUCCCAGAUGAUGCUGAAGACUGCUACCUUGAGCAGGUCAGUAAUGUCAAAGACGCCGCUACACAGAAGAGCUACCAGUAUGGGCUUGCAAAGAUCAUUCACGCAUGCUGGAUCAGGGAGCUCUGCGCACGCCAUCUUACCGGCAGUAAUCCGAGGAUUCACGUUCACCAGCUGGAUCCGGGUGCCUGUUUCACGCCACUCAGCUCACAAGUUUUGAUCGGUCGGCUGCUGCUUUGGUUCAUUGGUCGACCCGUAGAGAUGUGUGCACGGACUGUGGUGAAUUCAUGCCUACCACUGAUAGGAUCGCAUGGGAAGUUGCUGGUUGAUUACGAUGUUGCUCCGUAA